This is a messenger RNA of Oncorhynchus tshawytscha (Chinook salmon), 4070 nucleotides long. RefSeq names its product low-density lipoprotein receptor-related protein 10. NCBI's taxonomy places the organism in Eukaryota, Metazoa, Chordata, Actinopteri, Salmoniformes, Salmonidae. The record is from RefSeq and is a predicted model, not a curated record. Bases 325 to 3504 code for a protein of 1059 amino acids. Gene Ontology annotation, cellular component: plasma membrane. Gene Ontology annotation, molecular function: protein binding. The transcript is spliced from 12 exons.
CUUCUAGCACCACCCCCUCUCCUGUUCCAAGUAAACAAUACGGAAGUUGCCCAGAACUCUGCCUAUCAACAAGAAAGACGACAGAAAGGGUGAAGUCUUCCUGAACGAGACAUUAGCGAUGAUGGGGCCACUCAGCAAGGCGGACUGAGGGGGAUCUGGCUAGAUGUUUUUCCAUUCUAGUUUGCUUUCUUUUCACCAUUUUUGCUCUUUCAUGAGCACCUGCAUUUCAGAGGAGCACCUGCAUUUCAGAGGAGCACCAUCAUUUCAGAGGAGCAUCAUCAUUUCAGAGGAGUACCAUCAUUUCAGAGGAGUACCAUCAUCAGAAUGACUGUCUCUUUCAACCUUUGUGUCAUCAACAUUUUGUUUGUAACUGCCUACAGCAGCCUGGAGCUGGUCUCCAGUACUGCUCAUUGUGGACGAUCUCCCCAAGUCCUGGAGGCUGCGAGAGGAGAGAUCAGAAGCUUUGUGCACCGCAGCUCGUCCUACCGUCCUCGGCCCUUCUACUGUAGUUGGAUUAUCAAGGCGCAUGUAGGAGAGCCUGUUAUUCUCAGUUUCUCCCAGUUUUCCACACGGUGUAAGAAGGAAUGGGUCUCGGUGACGUCAUCGACUGGCAAGCCCAUUACCUUCUGUGGUUCCGACCUGCCGAAACCCAUGGAGUUGAUGGGGGGAAACAUUACAGUGACGCACCACUUCCUGCCACACUUAUUCCCUGUGUCUGCGUUCCGCCUGGGCUAUGUCAGAGACUCCGGGGACUGUACGGGUGUGGACUUUGAGUGUUUGGGCGGGCGCUGCCUGCCCCUGUCGUGGCGUUGUAACGGCCGGGUGGAGUGCCUGGGUGAAGGGGUGGGCCUGGGCAUAGACGAGCAAGACUGUGAUGGAGAGAUGAAGAUCCUGAAUCUGGAUCCUGAGCAUGGCAAAACAGUGGUGGCCACCACCACACCAGAGUCCUACAGGGCGCGGGAGACCGUAAGAGAGAAGAACAGGAGGAGUAACAGCAGAGGGAGGGAUUGGGAAACAUUAGGGAAGGCACCGGGCGAGCUGGAGAAAGAGGAGGAGGAGACCGAGAAGCAAGUAGACGAGAAUGGGGACCACACCAAGGAAAAGGAGCCAACCAAUCCUAUAUAUGACUUCUGGCAGUUCCAGGCUCACAGAGCCCACCCCAGUGUGACCCGGGCCCCCGUUGAGUGGCCCUGCGGAGGCCUCCUCCAGGCCUUCUAUGGGACCUUCACCCCUCCUUCCAUCAGGGGCCCCUCUCUGUUCUGUGUGUGGACCCUGGACCCACAGGAGUCAAGGCCUCUGAAGCUGGACCUGCGGCUGCUGGAGCUGGGGCCUGGAGACACGGUCACCAUCACUGACAGACAGCAGGGCACCGGGGAACUACUCAAAACUAUCACCAGCGCGUCCAAUUACAAGGCCAUCCAGGUCGAGUCCCGGACCGGCCUCCUCUCCUUGACCUAUCGUACGCUCCCCGGCUCUGAGGGGCUGGGCUUCAACGCCACCUACCGUGUCGGGGGCUACUGCCCCCCCUGGGAAGGUAAAUGUGGGGGUGCCGUGGGGGGCUGCUACACCCAGGAACAGAAGUGUGACGGGCACUGGGACUGUCCCGAGACGGGACAUGACGAAGCAGGGUGCAGGGGAUGUCCCCAGGACCAGUUUGCCUGUGGAGUGGCUGGGCAGAGGGCACUGCUGGCGGGGCAUAGGUUCCUAGGGCGUCCGGUGUGUUUCCCUGCCAAGGAGAGGUGUAACUCCCAGCUGUACUGUUCUGAUGGGAGCGAUGAGAGAGAUUGUUCUAUAUGUCAACCUGGGACCUUCCACUGCGACAGUGACAGGUGUGUUUUUGAGAGCUGGCGCUGUGACGGCCAGCUGGACUGCAAGGACGGGACAGACGAGCUGAACUGCACCGUGACCCUACCUCCCAAGGUCGUCACCUGCGGGGGCCUCCUCCAGACCUUCUAUGGGACGUUCGCCCCUCCUUCCAUCAGGGGCCCCCCUCUGCUCUGUGUGUGGACCCUGGACCCCCAGGACUCUAGGCCUCUGAAGCUGGACCUGCGGCUGCUGGAGCUGGGGCCUGGAGACACGGUCACCAUCACUGACAGACAGCAGGGCACCGGGGAACUCCUCAAAACUAUCACUAAUACGUCCAAUUACAAGACCAUCCAGGUCGAGUCCCGGACCGGCCUCCUCUCCCUGACCUAUCGUACGCUCCCCGGCUCUGAGGGGCUGGGCUUCAACGCCACCUACCGUGUCGGGGGCUACUGCCCCCCCUGGGAAGGUAAAUGUGGGGGUGCCGCGGGGGGCUGCUACACCCAGGAACAGAAGUGUGACGGGCACUGGGACUGUCCCGAGACGGGACAUGACGAAGCAGGGUGCAGGGGAUGUCCCCGGGACCAGUUUGCCUGUGGAGUGGCUGGGCAGAGGGCACUGCUGGCGGGGCAUAGCUUCCUAGGGCGUCCGGUGUGUUUCCCUGCCAAGGAGAGGUGUAACUACCAGCUGUACUGUUCUGAUGGGAGUGAUGAGAGAGACUGUUCUAUAUGUCAACCUGGGACCUUCCACUGCGACAGUGACAGGUGUGUGUUUGAGAGCUGGCGCUGUGACGGCCAGGUGGACUGCAAGGACGGGACAGAUGAGCUGAACUGUUCCGUGACCCUGCCUCGGAAGGUCAUCACCGCGGCAACUGUUGGCAGCUUGGUCUGUGGGCUGUUGCUGGUCAUCGCUAUGGGCUGCACCUGCAAGCUUUACUCACUGCGCACCCGAGAAUACAGUAUGUUUGCUCCAAUCAGCCGCCAAGAGGCGGCGCUGAUCCAGCAGCAGGCUCCUCCCUCCUACGGUCAGCUGAUUGCCCAGGGCAUCAUCCCUCCAGUGGAGGACUUCCCCACAGAGAACCCCAACGAGUCUUCCUCUCUUACUCUGAGAGGUAUCCUCCAGCUCCUCAGACAGGACACCGCCAACUCUCCACGACGCCGUCGCCGGCCCCGAUUCGUCCGCCGGGCUGUCCGUCGCAUGCGGAGGUGGGGCUUAAUCCCUAGAACCGCCUCCAGGCCCUCCCAGCCUUCCAGUUCCGCCCCCCAGCAGACAGAUCCCACCUCUACUGGUGCAGAGUCCAGUCAAUCAACUCCCACAACUUCCUCAUUGGCUGUGGAAGCCGUCAAUCUGCCUUUGCCACAGAAACUAGGCUUGCUCCCUCAGACGGUGCAGCACCCACCACCGCCGCCUCCCACCUCCCUUCCUCCACCCCUCGUCUCUAUCCCAGCCACCCCCCAGAGCUUCCCUGUGGCUGCCCCUCCCAUCCCCAGUAGCCCCUCCCUGGCCUCGCUCUUCCACUCUCUGGGGCGCGGUAUCUCUCGCUUCCGCGCCUCACCGUUCUCCUCCUCCUCCCCCACCAACUCCCUGCCCCUCUCCGCAUCCCCCUCUUUCUCCUCUUCGGAGGAUGAGGUGCUGCUUAUCCCCCUCUCGGAGGACAUGACCUCGGAGGAUGACGUCCCCCUGCUAACCCUUGAUCCCUGACCUUAUCCAAACCCCACCGCCAUCCCCCUCCCUAAAUGAUGUGCACAGUGCUCGCGCACAGGAUCACUGCAAGGCUCUCCCCGUCUCUGUGCUGAUGUAGUGCCUUUUGAAUUACAUUGGUUGGUUUUGACUGACUGUAGAAAUCUAGUAUUCAAUGCUUUUAUGUUAUUGAGUGUGGGACCUCCUUGAGAAAGUGUAUAUGUGUGCCUGCCUCUGCGUGCGGGUAGUCAUGAAUGUGUGUAGUCUGAAAGUGGUGAACUUUGCACAGAGAAUCUUCCUCCCACAUCCUCAUGCUCUAAUAUAUCAGCUACUGUCAAAUGAGUGAUUUUGUUUUUAACACAUGAAAGAGCUUGUCUUUAUGUGACUCGUAUGUGUGACUACGUCAUGUGUGUUUUAGUAUUUAUGAGGGUGAGUGGAGGGCGGCAGUGUAAGGGUAUGGAAGAUGUUCUAAUAUUAUAAGUUAUAACCCCCCCCCGUUUAAGUGCCUUGUUUAGAAGCUUCCUGCAUAUGAUGAAUUUGAAUGAUUACACACAUGCAUGCAUACUGUCACAAAUACGCUAUAUAUA